CCAUCACUCCUUCUGCUUCUUCCUUUACUUGCGAAAUUCAGAGAUCAGAUAAUUCUUCUGGAAUCAUCUCUCUCCUUGAUCGACAAUGGACCAGAAACCGGCGAUCGAUCCUUCAAACAAUGAGAAAGCCAUAAUGAAUGGCUCCCACUCUCCGACUUUUCUCUUCCACAACAACGGAUUCGAUUCGGGGUACAACUUAUCGGACAUAGAAAUGGUAACGAUUCAAACGAAGACGUACACGAGUCUCAAGGACAUAUUUCCCGCUUCGACUCCGGCAAUCACUUCGGCGACGGGGCUCAACUCGAGCUGGCACGAGAUACCGAUCAAGAAUCCGCUUCUGAAGCACGCGGCUUGGGCUUAUCUGCAGCCGAUGUCGACUCCGACGGAGAUAGAGGAGAGAGGGUUUUGGGGGAAACUGAAGGAGAGGUGUUGUGGUGAAUGGGGGUGUGUGGGAUGGUUAAAAGACGUCGUUUUGAAGGUGUUUUGGUGAAGAGGAGUGAUUGAAGAAGAAGACGACCACCACCGCGAAAAGGUCUACUGAGGGAUAGGAUAGAAGACUGCUAUCGGUGGGCGUCUGUAGAAUUUCCGGGAUUUUUUUUGGAAUAUUCCGGCUUGACUGUUAGUUAAGUAAAGUGGCACAGCUUGUAAUAUUUCAAAUUAGUCUUUUUAUUUAAAAAAAUAGUAUAUAUUUUUAUACUUCUAUGUAAUGUUGCAAGCAGUUUAUCAUAU
Molecule: messenger RNA, 729 nt
Organism: Tripterygium wilfordii
Lineage: Eukaryota; Viridiplantae; Streptophyta; Magnoliopsida; Celastrales; Celastraceae
Exons: 1
Coding region: 86-490 (134 amino acids)
Source: RefSeq, a predicted model, not a curated record